CCUACUGAAUUUUAAGAGCGACAUCAUACACGACAGAGACAGUAAAUGUCAUCAAAUUUACUUCGUAGUGGGAACUUUUAGUGUCUCUCUCAAAAUUCAGUAGGGUCAAAGACAUUCCAAUCGGUAUAGGCAGCUUCACAGCUCUUAACACGUUGAAGAACGCACGCCCACCGGUGGGUCACUACGCAACAACAUUGUCGGCCCGUGUGCUCACGGGUGGACACACGACAUGUUUUGCGUGAUCGCUUGUACACCAGUGGAGAUAAUUUAAAUACAAUUUAUGUACAGUAGUCGUUUCUGUAUAUCUAGGGAUUAAAUGAUCUCUACAUGAAAUUAUUGUACACUAAGAAAAUAUUUAAAAAGUAAUAUAAUAUAAUAAUGUAAUUGAUAAUGCGCCGCUCCCUAUGAGUGAAAUACGACUUUACAAUGCGGUCUUCAGUGUGUUAAUAAAUGAUUAGUGUUAUCUAUUUUUUUAAUAUUGUAAUGUCAUUGUGAUUCUAGAAGCCAGAUUAGCAACUGCUAUGCUUUUGACCACACUCACUGUCGAAACUUUAAAUGUUUAUAGUUAUGAUACGCAUGCUUCAUACAUAACCAAUAAUUCUCUUAUACAUAACAUAAACAACGUGUGGUUGUGUUGUGUUAAUGAUAGUGUUAGUGUUCUUUGUUUUUUAAUCUUUCACCUAUCAAUUAGUAGAAAUGUUAAGCUCAUAUUUAAGUUUCAAAAUGUUGGAUGCCUAUUUAUGAAGUUAAACAAUCUGACAGAUAAUUACUUCACAAAGUAAUGCAUUUAUUGAAGCCACCAUGGAAGGAAUCCGUCCGAUCAGGGACCAGAACGUCGACGAAGAGGACGGGAUGAUGGGAGAGUUCGAAUUGAAGCGGAACGAACUGGACGACAUAGAAAGGUCGAAAAGAUUGGUCGCCACCAUCAUGAAGAUAGACACGCCGGACGAGAAUGACCGUGCCACCGUCCUGGGCCUCCCCAUCGGCGUCUACGUGGAGAAGACGGUGAUGCCGAUUUUGAUGCACGCCCUGCUGCACGUGGCGGAGAAGAGACCACCCGAACCGAUCGCCGCCGUCAUCGCCUACAUCAUCACCAACAAGAAACGAUUCAUCAAUUGGCAAUCGAAACUGAACGAACUAUAAUUUUAUAUCUACAUGCAUAUUACAUAUUUACUUACCUAUCAAUAUAAAUAAAUAAAUA
This is a messenger RNA of Aethina tumida (small hive beetle), 1201 nucleotides long. Its product is annotated as protein dpy-30 homolog. Bases 802 to 1143 code for a protein of 113 amino acids. The transcript is spliced from 3 exons. The record is from RefSeq and is a predicted model, not a curated record. Lineage: Eukaryota; Metazoa; Arthropoda; Insecta; Coleoptera; Nitidulidae.